Nematostella vectensis (starlet sea anemone) is the source of this 2534-nucleotide messenger RNA. RefSeq names its product ATP-dependent RNA helicase DDX1-like. The record is from RefSeq and is a predicted model, not a curated record. The transcript is spliced from 31 exons. Bases 94 to 2298 code for a protein of 734 amino acids. Gene Ontology annotation, molecular function: protein binding; RNA helicase activity; ATP binding. NCBI's taxonomy places the organism in Eukaryota, Metazoa, Cnidaria, Anthozoa, Actiniaria, Edwardsiidae.
UAGCCAUUUUACACAGAAAUCGCUUUGACCAAUAUACUUUUUGGUCUUCCUGUGGCCGAGGAAAGCUGGUAUCUCAACACAAUUUCUUCCAAGAUGGCGGGUCAUUUCUCAGAGUUCGGUAUGCUGCCAGAAAUCUGCAAAGCUGUAGAAGACAUGGAUUGGCUAUUACCUACAGAUGUACAGGCAGAGGCCAUUCCCCUCAUCCUUGGUGGUGGUGAUGUUUUGAUGGCAGCUGAGACUGGGAGCGGCAAGACUGGGGCUUUUUGCCUUCCUGUGAUCCAAAUUGUUCACGAAACAAUCAGAGAUGCUCUCUCUGGCAAAGUCAGCAAAGCAUCUUCUGUGUCUGGCCCCUCCACCUUCAAGAUGAACCCUUUCGACAGAGGAGACACGUUCACCAUUGAUGAAGAGGGUUACUUAUGUCAAAGUCGUGAUUUCUACAAGUGGCAAGGGUGUCGGUCAACUCUUGGAGUGAAGAAAGGAAAAUAUUACUAUGAAGCAACAGUUACUGAUGAAGGCCUGUGUCGUGUUGGGUGGUCGACGGCCCAUGCCACACUAGAUCUAGGCACUGACGAGGAAGGCUUUGGGUUUGGUGGGACUGGUAAAAAAUCAUACAAUCGCCAGUUUGACACAUACGGCGAGCCUUUUGGUAUUAAUGACACAAUUGGGUGCUACAUCAACCUAGAUAAUGGCACUGUGAAAUAUAGCAAGAACGGUGUGGAUUUUGGCAAAGCAUUUGACAUUCCACAAGCUUUGUUGGGGAAGACAUUUUUUGCUGCUGUAGUUUUAAAGAAUGCCGAGAUGAAAUUCAACUUUGGAGACUCAUCAUUCCAGUGCCCUCCAAAGGGCGACUACAUCCCUCUAUCAAAAGCCCCAAAGGAUGUGACUGCUGCAGGAGGUGAUACUGCUUCUAUUCAGUCAAAACCUGGCAAAUUUUCUAAUCGCUGUGCUCCAUCAGCAAUCAUCAUUGAGCCAUCUAGGGAACUGGCUCAUCAGACACAUGCCCAAAUACAUCUCUUCCAAAAGCACCUCCCACAGCCAAAAGUCAAGCCAGUGCUUCUUGUUGGGGGUGAGAAUGCCAAGGAUCAAAUAAGACAACUCAACGACGGGGUUGACAUCGUGACUGGCACACCAGGUAAACUCAAUGACUUCAUAACCACAGACAAGAUAAGUCUACACCAGGUGAAGUUCUUCAUCUUGGAUGAAGCGGAUGGUCUGCUGGCCCAAGGCAACAAUGACCUCAUCAUGAAGAUUUACAACAAAAUUCCUAAAAUCACAGCUGGCAAACGACUCCAGAUAGUCACAUGCUCUGCAACCCUCCAUUCAUUUGAUGUCAAGAAAUUAGCGGAGCGUAUCAUGCACUUUCCUACAUGGGUGGACUUGAAAGGUCAAGAUAGUGUUCCUGAAACAGUACAUCAUGUGGUUUGCCACGUUGACCCACUUGUUGACACCUCCUGGGUGAACUUGAAGAAAAAAGUCAAGACUGAUGGCGUUCACGCUAAGGACAACAUCAAACCCAACAGCCAGUCUCCAGAAUCUUUGUCUGAGGCGGUCAAGAUCUUGAAAGCAGAGUAUCUGGUUAAAGCUAUUGACGAACACAAAAUGGAUUCUGGGAUCAUCUUCUGCCGGACUAAACUUGACUGCGAUAACAUUGAACAAUAUUUACUCAGCCUGGGCGAAGGACCCAAGGCCAUGGUGAAUGCGUACUCUUCCGUGUGUCUACAUGGAGAUCGGUCACCCCAAGAGCGCAAAACUAAUUUGCAGAAAUUCAAGGAUAAUGAGGUCUGUUUUCUAAUCUGCACCGAUGUGGCUGCUCGUGGGAUUGACAUCCAGGGAGUUCCUUACGUGAUUAAUGUGACGUUUCCCGACGACAAGCAGAACUAUGUUCACAGGAUCGGCCGAGUUGGGCGAGCAGAUAGGAUGGGCCUUGCAUUGUCCUUGGUUUCUGACGUCAAAGAAAAGGUUUGGUACCACACGUGUCCCAACAGAGGCAAGGGCUGCUUCAAUACUCGACUAAAAGACCAGGGAGGCUGCUCUAUCUGGUACAACGAGACUCAGUAUUUGGCUGACGUUGAAGAUCACUUGGGAGAGACGAUCCCGGUUAUUCAGCCAGAUAUGAAAGUGGCUUCUAACGAGUUUGAUGGGAAAGUUGUUUACGGAGCGAAGCGUGGCAAAGGUGCAGUGUUCCAGACGCACACGGCAGAACUAGCGCCGUCCGUUCAGGAGUUAGCAGCUCUCGAACAGCAGGCCCAGACCUCUUUCAUCGAUCUCAUGCACCGGAACUGGACCAAAGUGCGGUGACGUCACGAAAAUGACGUAAUACACCAAAUAAAGAGACUAAUGAUAAACUCAAGUUGGGCGAUCAAACAGAGCAAAGACUUAAGUCAAUAAUGUAAGCUGUGAAGGUACGAAUUAAGAGUUCAGUCUUGUGUUGUGGCGUUCUGCGUAUAGUUAUCGCUGAACUAAACAAAAUGAAUACACUGUCACAAAACUCUUCUUUGAUAUAACUUAUAAUAAAUUAUGAGACCUCAGAUCUA